UCAAACUCAAAUAUGUGACGUCAGAAAAACUAGGACAAACAAGAAAUCGAAAUAUAUCUCGAGCACCCUGCUACUAUUUUACCUUUAUUUGUUCAUUUCACUUAGUUUUGAUACCCCAGAAUAUAUCUACAAUGUCGGGGAGUAUAUCGUCUACAACGAAUUCUAUUUAUUUGGUUCUGUUUUCACAGAUUAUUUCUCAGGCAUUUGCAUCUUAUUGUGAAGCAGCAGGCAAAAUAUGUAGUGGUAGCGAAUAUUGCUGCACUUCUGGCUGUUGUAUGUAUCGUUAUCACUACACAUGGAGUGUAUGGAACAUGUGGUACUUUUGGUUUAUAAUCAUAUUUGUGCUGAUGUCAUGUUUUGGAGGGUGUGGCUACUGGAAGAGGCGUCAGUGGAUGAUGUCACAACAGAGGGCACACAUGCAGGCAAAUGCUCACCAACAAACAACUGGACAGCCGAUGCCUGGUAUGCCAGUAUAUCCAUAUGUAUAUGAUAACCCUUAUGCAACUACAGAGACAACUGCGCCCCCUCAGGGUGCCUUCCCCACCCCACCAGCUUACAGUGAGGUAAUAUCUAAACCUAAUCAGUUCCCAGGCUCGAAGACAGACUUGCCUCCAUACCCAGGCUUCACGCAAGCUCCACUUAACACAGUAAGCUCACCUGGCCCAGUGGCUGGUCCACCAGCCCCUCCCCCUUAUGCUGCCACACCCACUGUGCAAGCUACCCCACAGGCUGCCCCAACUGGACCCCCUGCAGACAAUGCUACCACCACAAUGAAUGCUGUCACUACAACUACCAAUACUGGCAGUACAGUCAUCUCUGUUAAUCAGAAGUAACAUUCAUACUAAGCUAUGCAGGACAUUUUACACAAUUACACAGAUAUGGAGAAUUCCAUUACAAUACACAUAUUAUGUAUGCUAUUCCAGACUCAAAUUACAACAUACGUGUAAUAACAUAUUCACGCUUUGCAUUAAUCAACCAUAUUCUAUUACAGAAAAGUAGUAUAUUAUCAGAUUAUAUCUAAUGAUUACAAACAAUGACAUAACAUUUCAUAAAAACAUAAACGUAAGUCCCACAAUCCAUGACAUGGUUCCAUACUGUAAUUGUCACAAUAUCACUUAUUUGAGAUUAUGAGACUUACACAACUCAGUCGGCUGGUAUUAGCCCUUAUGUACAUGUUACAUAUCUGUAUAUAACAGGGUAUUUGACUUGU
This is a messenger RNA of Owenia fusiformis, 1210 nucleotides long. The record is from the annotation of a GenBank genome assembly. NCBI's taxonomy places the organism in Eukaryota, Metazoa, Annelida, Polychaeta, Sabellida, Oweniidae.